AUGGGUGCUUUUCUGGAUAAACCAAAAACCGAUAAAGAUAACGACGAAGGAGUGGCCCAUGGCACGCGCUAUGCAGUGGCAUCAAUGCAGGGAUGGCGGAUCGACAUGGAGGAUGCGCACGUGGUCGAGAUUUCGAUGUCCAGUGAGCCACCCUUCCUCAACUGGUCAUUCUAUGCAGUGUUCGAUGGUCAUGCCGGCAACAGGGCUGCACGGCAUUCCGCAGAAAAUCUGCUGAAAACAUUACUGGGCACCUCACAGUUCGCCAAG
Messenger RNA from Gongylonema pulchrum, 267 nucleotides. The record is from the annotation of a GenBank genome assembly. NCBI's taxonomy places the organism in Eukaryota, Metazoa, Nematoda, Chromadorea, Rhabditida, Gongylonematidae.